GUGAAGGAAGCGGGCGGACGGAGACGGAUUUAACAUAUCAAAUCAAAAGGUGCCUGGAUCAACAUUGCAAAUUCACCGGCUUUAUGGCAUCGGAAGAUAGAAUAGUCCGAACAUACAGGAACGACAGGCGAAUGGGCUACUCGGGACCGCGGAUUGUCCAUGGGAGAAAGACGGAAGAGGGAGGAGGAGAGAAGGGGCAGGAGAGGAAAAAGAGGAAGGCCACACUCGUACAAAUCUUACAGUUACAAGCUACCUCCUAGCAUCAGCAUGAUUCUGGUGGUGGCUCAGCUCAUCUCAUGCGGCGAUAACGCUUCUCCCAUCAUAUCUACCGGUGCCUAUCUAGUCUGCAUCGCGAUAACGCGGCGCAAAGUAUCUUGAGACGACUGGUGUGCGUAUCGUAUUCAAAGCAGGUGAUCGAUCCAUCACCGACAUCGACAUUGUGAGAUCCAAAUUCCCAUGGAACCGAAGAGAAGCCAUGCUGAACUGCAAAUCCCAGUCCACGAGUGGGAACCAACCACAUCGAACGCAUUCUCAGCCCAGUGAAGUGAGGUGAAGUGCAAUCUGCAAUCUGCAAAGAAGAAAAAAACUCGCAAUACGUGAUCCUCUUUGUUGAUGUGGAGUACUUAAAGUGGGUCGUUUAUAUGGGGUAUCAAACGCCCGACGGCUUUCAAAUCCCUUUCUCGGACCGUUUGCCGAAUGUGAUUCCGUUGGUCAUUGCUAUUGACUCACUCAACCCUCAUGCUAAUGAAAUUUGUCACUCUGCCUCUCUCAUCCCAGCUUGUCCUGCAAAUUCCGCCUCAGUUGUCAUAUUCUCGUAUCCUGGCUCACACACUCGCCCACCAAAGAAAGCAUUCAGUCCAGUCCAGUCUCGAUCAUCAUCAAAGAACAGGAUGACUAAUCACAUAACUGCCGUAUCGGCCCCGGGCAAGGUCUUCUUAGCAGGAGGGUAUCUAGUGUUGGAUCGUGAUUAUACCGCUUUGGUGUUUGGUCUUAGUGCCCGGAUUCACGUGUUGGUGCAAGAUAUUGCGACGACUUCUGGGGUGCAGCUGUCGGAUAUCAUUGUCAAGAGUCCUCAAUUCCGGGAAGCGGCUUGGAAUUACGGAUUUCACCUGAUUAAGGAUGAUGGGGGUAUUGAAGUGACCCAAUUAAAAAGCUCGUCAUCAGCUUCAAUUUCUCGAAAUCCAUUCGUAGAAACUGCAUUACUCUACGCCCUAACCUACAUAUCCUCGGUUCUCCCAUCUACCACUAUCAAACCAACCUCCAUUACAAUCUUAGCUGACAAAGAUUACUACUCCAACCCCUCCACCAAAGCUAUUGCCACCGAUGCACACCAUCAAUUCCUUGACUUUGGCGUCCGCCUCGAAGACGCUCAUAAGACGGGCCUUGGCUCUUCUGCAGCCUUGGUGACUGCUUUCACCGGUGCAAUUCUCUCCCACUAUCUUCCUUCCACAAUAUUCUCUCUCGAUACCAAAGAAGGCCAAUCUAAACUCCACAACCUAGCUCAAGCAGCCCACUGUGCAGCCCAAGGGAAAGUUGGCUCAGGUUUCGAUAUCGCAACCGCCGUCUACGGCACCUCCCUCUACCGUCGCUUUUCCCCCUCGGUUCUCUCUUCCCUCGGCGAACCAGGCUCCCCAGGUUUCUCCACCCGCGUCAAAGCUUCGGUUGAAGACACCGCCCCUCAAAAAUGGGACACCCAAAUCGAAAAAGGCAAAAUCACCAUCCCCCAAGGUAUGGCUCUCGUCAUGUGCGACGUCGAUUGCGGAUCCCAAACCGUCGGCAUGGUCAAAAAGGUUCUCGAAUGGCGAAAACGUGAUCCCGCCGUCUCGAAAGCAUUGUGGGAUGAAUUGCAAUCGCGAAAUGAGAAAUUGGCAGAGAUUCUCUCGUCGGGAAGUGAUAUUAGUGCGGCCGGCCCUGCGUUCUCGGCUAUCAGAGAGAAAAUUAGAGAAAUGGGUAAGCUUUCCGGAGUGCCGAUUGAACCUGAAGAGCAGACGAAAUUGCUAGAUGACGUCAUUGAGAAUGUGGAGGGGGUUAUUGGUGGUGUAGUCCCUGGAGCUGGAGGCUACGAUGCGAUUGUUCUAUUGGUUAGAGAUGAUCAGGAGACGGUGGAUCAGAUUAAAUCGUUCCUGGCGCAAUGGGGUAAUGUGAAAUUGUUGGGUGUCAAGGGGGAAAUGGAUGGUGCGAGAGUAGAGGAUGGUGGGUUGUACGGAACUUUACUUUUGUAGACAGGGUGAGAUGGGAUGGGAUGGGAAUGAGUAGAAGAUGGUAAGUUGUAUGGAACUUUGCUUUUGUAGAUAGGAUGAGGUGGGAUGGGAUGGGAAUGAAUAUUGGAAUUUAAGUUGUGCA
Messenger RNA from Botrytis cinerea B05.10, 2343 nucleotides. It is a transcript of the gene Bcerg8, whose product is annotated as Bcerg8. Gene Ontology annotation, cellular component: peroxisome. The record is from RefSeq and is a predicted model, not a curated record. Gene Ontology annotation, biological process: isopentenyl diphosphate biosynthetic process, mevalonate pathway; ergosterol biosynthetic process. The transcript has 2 exons. Gene Ontology annotation, molecular function: phosphomevalonate kinase activity; ATP binding. The coding region runs from base 642 to 2222 and encodes 526 amino acids. NCBI's taxonomy places the organism in Eukaryota, Fungi, Ascomycota, Leotiomycetes, Helotiales, Sclerotiniaceae.